UCCAGCAGACACAGUUGGUGAAUUAAAGAAAUUAAUUUCAGCUCAAACUGGCACCGAUCCUUCAAGAAUUAUUUUAAAAAAAUGGUAUACAACUUUUAAAAAUCAUAUCACAUUGGAAGAUUAUGAAAUUAAUGAUGGAAUGAAUCUUGAAUUAUAUUAUUCAUAA
Messenger RNA from Entrophospora candida, 166 nucleotides. NCBI's taxonomy places the organism in Eukaryota, Fungi, Glomeromycota, Glomeromycetes, Entrophosporales, Entrophosporaceae. The record is from the annotation of a GenBank genome assembly.